Molecule: messenger RNA, 1819 nt
Organism: Acanthochromis polyacanthus (spiny chromis)
Lineage: Eukaryota; Metazoa; Chordata; Actinopteri; Pomacentridae
Product: early growth response protein 1-like
Biological process (GO): regulation of transcription by RNA polymerase II
Molecular function (GO): RNA polymerase II cis-regulatory region sequence-specific DNA binding; DNA-binding transcription factor activity, RNA polymerase II-specific
Source: RefSeq, a predicted model, not a curated record
GAUGGCAGCGACCAAAGCGGAGCUGCUCCUCUCCGCCCUGCAGAUCUCUGACCCGCUGUCAGGGAUCCCGCCGCCGCUCUCCCCGCUGGACGGAUACGCCAAGCUGGAGGAGCUUCAGAUGCUGCUGCAGAACGCCGCGGCAGGAGGCUCGCUGCUGGCCGCGUCUGCAGUGGAGGGAGGCGGUCUGCUGAGCGGAGAGCCCGGGGAGUAUGGAGACUCGCUGUCAGACCUCCCGGACCUUCAGAACCUCCCCCCUCUCACCCUCGUCACCCCUCUGGCCUACAGCGGGCGCUUCACCUUCGAGCCUUCAGCGGUUUCGGCCUCCAACUGCAGCAAUGGAGGUCUGUGGGCGGAGCCUCUGCUCAGCCUGUUCACCGGGUUGGUCAGCAUGGCGGCUCCGCCACCUUCAGGCUGCAACCUCUCUUCCUCUUCAUCAUCUGUGACAUCAUCAGUGACAUCAUUGUCACCUUCCCAGCCGACCCUCAGCUCUGUCCAGAUCAGCUGCGGCUCUGCGGACGUUGCCUCCAUCUUCUCUGCCACGCCGACCUACACCUGCGCCACCGGCUCCGACGCCCUCCUCCCACCUGCCGACUCCCAGCCGACCCCCCAGGCCUUCCAGCCACAGGGCCCUCCUCCUGCCUACCCUAGCUCCGCCCCCAGACUCGGCCUCCAGCCGUCCUCCCUGGUGGUGCCGAUGCUCCCGGACUACCUGCUGCCUCAGCAGGUGCCGGACGGUGAGCUUGGUCUGAACCAGGACCAGAAGCCCCCCCAGCCUCCGCUCACACCGCUGUCCACCAUCAAGGCCUUCUCUACACAGAUCCAGCCCCAUGGCCCCUCCUACCAACUCACCAAGCCCAGCCGGCCCAGGAAGUCCCCUGCAGGCCGGCAGUGCAAGACGCCGCCCCACGAGCGGCCUUACGCCUGUCCAGCCGACGGCUGUGACCGCCGCUUCUCUCGGUCUGAUGAACUGACGCGUCACGUGCGCGUGCACACGGGCCAGAAGCCAUUCCAGUGCCGCAUCUGCAUGCGGAGCUUCAGCCGCAGCGACCAUCUGACGACGCACAUCCGCACGCACACCGGAGAGAAGCCGUUCGCCUGCAGCGAGUGCGGACGCAAGUUUGCUCGCAGCGAUGAGCGAAAGAGACACACUAAGAUCCACCAGCGACAACGAGACCGGAAGACGGACCGGAGUUCUUCCUCCGCCGCUGUCACCACGCCUCCCACCUCCUCUCCCUGCUCCUCCUACUCCUCCCCUGCCCACAGCUCCUCCUCCCCCGCCUCACUCUUCUCCUCCACCCUCAGUGUGCAGAGCGCCUCACCCUGCUUCACCUCCUCGCUGCCCCAGGCCUACGCCUCCUCGCCGUCCCCCCACCUCCUCUCCUCCUCCUGCUCCUCCCCGAUGGGGAGUCCUCAGACGGAGCUGCCCUCCCCUCACAGCUCCAACAUCUGCUGACGGACACGAGGUCCACCUGACCCGACCUGUGACCUCAGACUGACAUCAAACUGCAGAGUUUUAUUUUUGUGUUUUUUUGUGUGAAGAGGUCAGAGGUUGGCGACAAACUGAACUUGAGUCGGCUGUCAGAACAGAAUCAGGAGAAAACUGCUGAAUCAGAGACUCACUGACUGAGCUCCAUGUUAAUGUGAUGCUGGUGUGAGUGGACGUCUGUACAGAAUGUUUACAUGUAGAAUAUGUACAUACAAAGAGUUUUACCUACUGAGUAGGUUCUGGGACGUUUACAUGCAGGUCAGUGUUUGAUUUUAUACUGAAACUGUUUCCUCUUAAAACAAAGAGCUUCCAGAAUAAAAUGUCUAAAUCCUG